CUUUCAAAUAUCUUUUAAAAUACCUAAGUCCGUUCACAAAUUCAAUAUCACUCUUCAUCACUUGUCCAAUUCCCUUCGCUACACUAACACAACAAGUCUUAAUUUGCCUCUCUCUAGUCUCACCCACUAUGGAUAAAUUUCAGAGAACUAAGAAAGUGUUGAUUUUUUCAAUGGUGGUAUUGGUUAUACUUCCAACUCUAGUUGCUUCCAAGUGCACAUGCGACGAAGAAGACGAAGAACGCGACAAAGGGAAAGCCCUAAGGUACAAAAUAGCAGCUUUGGUGUCAAUACUAAUAGCUAGUGCAAUUGGGGUGGUUAUUCCACUCCUUGGAAAGAUUAUACCCGCGUUGAGUCCCGAGAAGGACGUUUUCUUCUUCGUGAAGGCCUUCGCUGCGGGUGUGAUAUUAGCCACCGGCUUCAUUCACGUUCUACCAGAUGCCUUUGAAAACUUAACUUCGCCUUGUUUGAAAGAGCAUCCAUGGAGCGAUUUUCCCUUCACUGGCUUCGUGGCCAUGUGCACUGCCAUGGGGACCCUCAUGGUUGAGACUUAUGCCACUGCUUAUUUUCAAAAGCAAAACUUCAAAGGGACACGAGUUGUGGAGGAGGCCACUGAUGUCGAGAAGGAACAUGGCCAUGAAGGAAAUGUGCAUCUUCACACACAUGCAACUCAUGGUCAUGCACAUGGUCAUGUUUCUUCUCAUGAUCAUUCCUCCGAACUUCUUCGUCAUCGAGUCAUAUCACAGGUGUUGGAGCUUGGAAUUAUAGUUCAUUCUGUCAUCAUUGGAAUUUCUCUGGGAGCUUCAGAGAGUCCCAAAACAAUAAGACCACUGGUAGCUGCGUUGACUUUUCAUCAGUUCUUUGAGGGCAUGGGACUUGGAAGUUGUAUAUCUCAGGCAAAUUUCAAGAAGCUAUCUGUGACAAUAAUGGGAUUGUUCUUUGCUUUAACAACUCCUGUGGGGAUUGGAAUAGGCAUAGGGAUCACUAAUGUUUACGAUGAAAGCAGUCCAACUGCCCUAAUUGUGGAAGGAAUCUUCAAUGCAGCAUCUUCAGGGAUCUUAAUCUAUAUGGCUCUUGUUGAUCUUCUUGCAGCUGAUUUUAUGAAUCCAAGAAUGCAAAAAAGUGGUAGUCUCCGAUUAGGGGCCAAUAUCUCUCUUCUCUUUGGAGCUGGUUGUAUGUCUCUUUUAGCUAAAUGGGCUUAAGAAUGUGUUUUUUUCUUCUUCUUAUGUUGGAAUAAGAAAAUCUUAGUGGACUAUAAGAGAAAUGAA
Cajanus cajan (pigeon pea) is the source of this 1265-nucleotide messenger RNA. RefSeq names its product zinc transporter 8. Gene Ontology annotation, cellular component: plasma membrane. NCBI's taxonomy places the organism in Eukaryota, Viridiplantae, Streptophyta, Magnoliopsida, Fabales, Fabaceae. Gene Ontology annotation, molecular function: zinc ion transmembrane transporter activity. The record is from RefSeq and is a predicted model, not a curated record. Gene Ontology annotation, biological process: zinc ion transmembrane transport.